This is a messenger RNA of Dothidotthia symphoricarpi CBS 119687, 2406 nucleotides long. Its product is annotated as NADH-quinone oxidoreductase. Bases 13 to 2259 code for a protein of 748 amino acids. Gene Ontology annotation, cellular component: membrane. Lineage: Eukaryota; Fungi; Ascomycota; Dothideomycetes; Pleosporales; Dothidotthiaceae. The record is from RefSeq and is a predicted model, not a curated record. The transcript has 5 exons. Gene Ontology annotation, biological process: ATP synthesis coupled electron transport. Gene Ontology annotation, molecular function: iron-sulfur cluster binding; NADH dehydrogenase (ubiquinone) activity.
AGAGCCCCCAACAUGCUGCGGCAACAAUUGAUCCGGUCGCUGCGGAGGCCUGCCCACCGCGCAGCCCUCAAUGGCAGCCGGGCCUUUACUGCCUCGGCCGUCCGGCCCGCAGAGGUCGAGCUCACCAUCGAUGGAAAGAAGGUGUCGAUUGAAGCCGGCGCCUCGCUCAUCCAGGCCUGCGAGAAGGCCGGCAGCACUGUCCCGCGCUACUGCUACCACGAGAAGCUGAUGAUUGCCGGGAGUUGUCGUAUGUGUCUGGUCGAGGUGGAGCGCGCCCCCAAGCCCGUGGCCUCCUGCGCCUGGCCAGUGCAGCCGGGCAUGGUGGUCAAGACGGACUCGCCGCUCGUGCACAAGGCGCGAGAGGGCGUCAUGGAGUUCCUGCUGGCCAACCACCCGCUCGACUGCCCCAUCUGCGACCAGGGAGGCGAGUGCGAUCUCCAGGACCAGUCGAUGAGGUACGGCGGGGACCGCGGUCGCUUCCACGAGGUUGGCGGCAAGCGUGCCGUCGAGGACAAGAACAUUGGGCCUUUGAUCAAGACAUCCAUGAACAGGUGCAUCCACUGCACACGCUGCGUCCGCUUCUCCAACGACAUCGCCGGUGCUCCUGAGAUGGGCUCGUUUGGCCGCGGCAACAACCUGGAAAUCGGCACCUACCUCGAGACUGCUCUCGACUCUGAGCUGUCCGGAAACGUCAUCGAUCUUUGCCCCGUCGGUGCCCUGACCUCCAAGCCCUACGCCUUCAAGGCAAGGCCAUGGGAGCUAUACAAGACCGAGACCAUCGACGUGCUGGACGGCUUGGGCUCCAACAUCCGUGUCGACUCCCGCGGUAUCCAAGUCAUGAGGGUCAUCCCACGCCUGAACGACGACAUCAACGAGGAAUGGAUCAACGACAAGACUCGCUUCGCCUGCGACGCCCUCAGCACACAGCGUCUGGUCAACCCGCUCAUCCGUGUCAACGACCAGUUCCAGCCUGCAUCAUGGGAGCAAGCCCUCGUUGAGAUCGGAAACGCCUACAAGAAGAUUGCACCCAAGGGCAACGAAUUCAAGGCUGUCGCUGGUCACCUGGUGGAGACUGAGACCCUUGUUGCCAUGAAGGACCUCGCCAACAAGCUCGGUUCGGACAACUUGGCUCUUGACCAGCCCGGCGGUAGCGAGCCCAUUGCCCAUGGUGUCGACGUUCGAUCCAACUACGCCUUCAACUCCAAGAUCUACGGUGUCGAGGAGGCUGAUGUCAUCCUUCUUGUUGGUACCAACCCGCGACACGAAGCUGCCGUACUCAAUGCACGAAUUCGGAAGCAGUGGCUGAGGUCAGACUUGGAAAUUGGUCUUGUUGGUGAGGAUUUUGAGAGCACUUUCGAAUACUCGAACCUUGGAGCCAGUGCCAACGACCUGAAGAGCGCCUUCUCUGGAGAGUUCGGCAAGAAGCUGCAGUCUGCCAAGAAGCCUAUGAUCAUUGUUGGCAGUGCUGUCGCUGAGCACUCAGACGCCAAGUCCUUCUUUGAGCAGGUCGGCAGCUUCAUCGAGAAGAACAAGUCCAGCUUCCAGACUCCUGAGUGGAACGGCUACAACAUCCUUCAGCGAGCUGCUUCGCGAACCGGUGCAUAUGAGAUUGGCUUCACUGUCCCAUCAACCGAGGUCGCAAACACCAAGGCUAAGUUCAUCUGGUUGCUUGGAGCCGACGAAAUCAACGAGGCCGAACUGCCCAAGGAUGCUUUCAUUGUCUACCAGGGCCACCACGGUGACCGAGGUGCACAGCUAGCCGAUGUUGUCCUGCCUGGUGCCGCCUACACCGAGAAGUCGGGCACAUACGUCAACACCGAGGGUCGUGUACAAAUGUCCCGCGCUGCUGUUGGUCUUCCCGGUGCCUCAAGGGAAGACUGGAAGAUUGUUCGUGCAGCAUCAGAGUACCUUGGCGCUGAGCUGCCGUAUGAUGAUGUUGAGCAGCUCCGAGACCGCAUGGAGGAGAUCUCGCCUGCUUUGAGGAGAUAUGAUGUUGUUGAGGCUGUGUCACAACCUGGAUUGAGCAAGGUUCAGCUCGUGGAUCAGAACAAGGGAGCACAAGCAUCAGGCAAACCUUUGACAAGGGCUAUUGAGAACUUCUUCUUCACAGAUGCGAUUUCCAGAAAUUCACCCACAAUGGCCCGUUGCUCAGCGGCAAAGGCAGAGAAGAACCCAGAGACUAACUUUAUGGCGCCUGGCGACCCGCAUCCGCAGAUUGCUUAUGGGCCUGGUCAACCAGCGGCAGCGGCAAACGUAUGAGGGUGUGCAUAGAAGGGAAAGGAGUGGAAAGAAGCAAGCUUUGGAGUUUGUUGGAAUUGUAUAUAGGCUUAUAUUUUCCCAGUGGGUUCUGGCAUGCGAAACUCACAAACAUGUAGAGUGAAUGAGAAUACCAGCGCGAUUGUUCAG